Messenger RNA from Lolium rigidum, 1329 nucleotides. Its product is annotated as PI-PLC X domain-containing protein At5g67130-like. Gene Ontology annotation, molecular function: phosphoric diester hydrolase activity. The coding region runs from base 1 to 1329 and encodes 442 amino acids. The record is from RefSeq and is a predicted model, not a curated record. Gene Ontology annotation, biological process: lipid metabolic process. The transcript has 7 exons. Lineage: Eukaryota; Viridiplantae; Streptophyta; Magnoliopsida; Poales; Poaceae.
AUGGCCGUCGACGCCGCGAGACGGCGCGGCCUCCUGCUGCUGCUCGUCGCCACCGCCACCGCCUUCGUCGCCAGGCCGGCCACGGGUUCCGCGCUGGUGGGCGAAGGGUGCUCGGCGAGCUCGCCGUGCGGCAGCGGGAUGCGGUGCGCCACCUGUUCCCCGCUCCCCGGGUCAGGCCCCGCCGUGUGCUCCCGGACCACGCCCAUCGACCCCAAGAUCCACGGGACGGGGCUGCCGUUCAACAGGUACUCGUGGCUCACCACCCACAACUCCUUCGCCAUCACCGGCACCCCCUCCGCCACCGGCGCGCCCAUCGUCUCGCCGCCCAACCAGGAGGACUCCGUCACCGGCCAGCUCAACAACGGUGUGAGGGGGCUGAUGCUGGACACGUACGACUUCAAGAACGACCUCUGGCUCUGCCACUCCUUCGCCGGCAAAUGCUACGACUUCACCGCAUACCAACUUGCGUCCAAGGUGCUGAAGGAGAUCAAGGCCUUCCUGGAUUCCAACCCUUCCGAAGUGAUCACCGUGUUCGUGGAGGACUACUCCGCCCCGGGCUCCCUCUCCAAGGCGCUCGCCGCCGCCGGCCUCACCAAGUACGUCUUCCCGCCGGCCAAGAUGCCCGGCAACGGCGCCGACUGGCCCACGCUCAAGGACAUGGUCGCCCAGGGCCACCGCCUCCUCGUCUUCACCUCCAAGCAGGGCAGGGAGGGCUCCGAUGGCGUCGCCCACGUGUGGAAUUACGUCGUCGAGACAAAAUACGGGAGCGAUGGUCUGGCGAUGGGCUCUUGCGCGAGCAGGGCUGAGUCGAGGGCCAUGGACUCCAAGGCGCAGUCGCUGGUGCUUGUGAACUUCUUCACCACGAACCCGAGCCAGAGCUGGGCCUGCGUCAACAACUCCUCCCCGCUCAUCGCCCAGCUCAGGACCUGCUACGACGCAUCCGGCAAGCGAUGGCCCAACUUCAUCGCCGUCGACUUCUACAUGAGGAGCAGCGGCGGCGGCGCUCCCCUGGCGACCGACGUGGCGAACGGCCGUCUCCAGUGCGGCUGCGAUACCAUAGCUUACUGCAAGGAAAACGCGCCAUUCGGGACAUGCACAAUGCCUUCUUCGUUGCCAUCAUCGGCAUCGGCAUCGUCAUCCCCGAAUCCCUCUGCAUUGCGGUCGUCCUCCUCGGCUCCAGCUCCGACACUAGCUCCGAUUAUAUUGGAAACUUUCUCUAGCUACAUCUUCCUCCCUGUCACUGUUCUUGGCUCCGUCUUCGUGGUCCUAUGGAACUUCGACUCCAUCAUUGUGGUCCUAUGGGGCUUAUGGAUUGCUUCAUCAUUAUAA